AUGGAGUUCUCAAGAAGCACGGAAUUUGUUAUUAGCGAGGAUUCAGACACUAAGUCCGGCCGGAGUAGAAAAGAGAGAAUUAUCACUAUCGCUCUGUUAGUCGUGGCUUCGAUCGUAUUAAUUGUGGGAGUCGUGUUGAUUGCAGUCGCGUCAACCAAAAAUAAUGCAAAAUCCGCUUCGACUUCAACAACCAUGGAACCUCAACAAAACAGCGUUCCUACAAAGGAAAGUGGAAGUAGUAGUACAGUCAGUAUAAAGUCCGGUUCCACUCCAACGGUCGCCCCCACGAAAUCAGCUCUCCAUACGUGUGCCUUUUCGGAAGAAGCUCAAAAUGUAGGUCUUGGUGAGUUUCUUGGUCGCGUUAAAUCAACUUACUAUAAACUCCAUCCUUAUGAUGUUGUGUUCGAUCCAGACGCCACUACAGAUCGAAUUAAAAGAGAAUACGUCGCCUACGAUCCUACGCCGUCCACGAUCAAAAAUAGAACGGACACCGCUCAAGCGUUGCUGAAAGAGAUAAGCGACAAAAGCAUCAAGACAGACCUGCUAAAGCUUCGAGAGAGAAAGGCGUUGGCACAAGUAAAGCACUUUCUUCAGCAUGUGUUCGGCCAGCCCUACGAUGUCAACUACUAUGCCGGAGAUUGGAUGAUGGGCCCGAAUUUAUUCUGCUGGCAGCCAAUCUGUGGACACGGGUACGGCGUCUACAAUGGAAUAGGACGGCAUCACAAACCGCACAACGCCGAUGAUGUGAAACUUAUUGAAAGCAAGCUGAAAACCCACAAAGCAGGAUUUCUUCAGUAUAUUGAAAACAUGAAGAUGGGUGUUCGAAGGGGAAUGAUCCGAAGUACGGAAGAGUGUGAGGCAGGAAAUGACGCAAUCAAGAGGCAAUAUUUGAAUACUUCUCGUUAUAAUGAGACAGGUGAGGUGGUC
Porites evermanni is the source of this 927-nucleotide messenger RNA. Lineage: Eukaryota; Metazoa; Cnidaria; Anthozoa; Scleractinia; Poritidae. The record is from the annotation of a GenBank genome assembly.